AUGGGUAUGUCGAUAAACAAACAGAUGGGCGAAGACAAUGCGUCUGCUGUCGCCGACAUCAUGCACCAUGACGCCCAAGAAAUCUUACUUGAGAGUACGCAACAAGGUAAACAUAUUGAAGACACAAAACCCGACGACCAACUUGCCUUCAACCUCUUCCUAGAAGAACGAAACGUUCCUAGAACAAAAUUUCCUAGUCAAUCCGAGCACUAUUCUAUUUCUCGGUCCAAACACGAGAGGACUCCUCGAAUAAUUAAUCACAACACAUUGCAAGCUCCCGGGAACGGAGAGAAUUCCUUGAAGACAGGACAAGCCAACAUUAAACAUACAACCGAACAUGAAUCUAUCGAAGAAGAAAAAAACUCACCAUUUGCUGGUUCAAGUCAAUCCAGCAAUAUGAGACCAUGCGUGGCUUGUGGAGAGCAUAAAUUUCUCUCAAACUUAGCUCGUACUCCGUGUAAACACGGAUAUUGCUCGGAGUGUACCAACCGAAUGUUCGAAAUGGCGACCCAAGACGAGGAGUUAUUUCCUCCGCGAUGCUGUGGGCAACGAAUACCCAUUGAGGGGAACGAGACAUUACUAAAUGUCGGAGUACUGGCUAGCUUCCAAGCAAAGGAAGCUGAAUACACCGCACCUCAUCGAACAUACUGUCAUCGGCCAGAAUGCGCUGCGUACAUCGCGCCGACGGCGUAUAUAGAUGGCAUUGCUAUCUGUGGCAAAUGUCAGCAGAGAACCUGUUUGACAUGUAAGGGUGCCACACAUGAUGGCGAGUGCCCGGAUGAUAAACAACUCCAACAAGUCAUGCAGCUGGCACGAGACGAGCAGUGGCAGCGCUGCCAAAGCUGCAAAGCUCUUGUAGAGCUAAACUUCGGAUGUAACCACAUAACAUGCCGAUGCAAACACGAGUUCUGUUACACCUGUGGUGCGAAAUGGAAGACGUGUGAAUGCCGGCUAUGGCAGGAGGCUCGCCUACUCGCACCCGCGGCGCAUGAUCGUGUUCUACCAGAUCUUGGCGCGGAGAGACGGGCCUGGAGGAGAGCAGAGGAGAUCGUACGAGACCUGCAACGACGCAUAGGAGAGGACCCGCAAGUUCCGCACCGGAGACUCAUAUUCCGACGUAAUGCUCGAGUUUUCCAGAGGUAUUAUGUCGGCUAGAUGUCUUUUUACGUGGCGAGUAUAUUGGACUACAUGGACAGGGAUAUUCUUAUUACAAAGGGAUAAUGCAUCUACCGCAGCAAUGCCUUUCAAUCUCGCUUUUUCCAGGAGUUUGCCUAUGACAAACAGGUUGUACUUAUAAUAAUAGAAGUUCUGAAGUUACAUACAGGUAGAACGGGGGAAAUCCG
This is a messenger RNA of Annulohypoxylon truncatum, 1343 nucleotides long. RefSeq lists its product as uncharacterized. The record is from RefSeq and is a predicted model, not a curated record. Lineage: Eukaryota; Fungi; Ascomycota; Sordariomycetes; Xylariales; Hypoxylaceae. Gene Ontology annotation, cellular component: ubiquitin ligase complex; cytoplasm. Gene Ontology annotation, biological process: ubiquitin-dependent protein catabolic process; positive regulation of proteasomal ubiquitin-dependent protein catabolic process; protein polyubiquitination. The coding region runs from base 1 to 1155 and encodes 384 amino acids. Gene Ontology annotation, molecular function: ubiquitin protein ligase activity; ubiquitin conjugating enzyme binding; zinc ion binding. The transcript has 2 exons.